This is a messenger RNA of Lucilia sericata (common green bottle fly), 2395 nucleotides long. RefSeq names its product fatty acid hydroxylase domain-containing protein 2. Gene Ontology annotation, biological process: sterol biosynthetic process. The record is from RefSeq and is a predicted model, not a curated record. NCBI's taxonomy places the organism in Eukaryota, Metazoa, Arthropoda, Insecta, Diptera, Calliphoridae. Gene Ontology annotation, molecular function: C-4 methylsterol oxidase activity; iron ion binding.
UUCAUACCCCCCACAAAGAGAAAAAUGAAAAGUUUGUAACGCGGUAACGCCAAGAAAGUAAACAAAAUGGAUAUUAAACGAGUUAUUAAAUAAACGGGAUACGCAAUCAAAUAAAGUUACGUCGGCGAAAAGUAUUGAAAAAUAUUAAAUAUUUUGUAUUUUAAACUUAAGAAAAGAAAAAAACUUAAAAACGUACUAAAAAUACAAAAUUAUUGAUUAGUUAACUAAAUAAUAAAGAAAAAUAUACAAAAAGACCCAUUAAACUAAGAAAAAAAUCAAUAAAAUUGCAAAAAUUUAAUAAGAAAAUAGAAAAAACAAAUAAAAUACAAUUAUACAAUUAAACAAAAUUAGUUCUAGAACUCAUUAAUCAAAAUCUUUUAAAACAAGUAAAAGUUAAGUUAAACAUUUUUAUUACUAAAUUAUAGUGUUGAAAAAUUUAAAUCGAACUUCAUUAAAUGUCAAGAGGUGUAGAAUAGCAAAAUAUAACUAAAGUUAAGUAAAAAUAAGCUGAAAACUAAAACAACAACAAAAUGGCAAAUCUUGCAAAUAAUACAAAAACAGCAACAACAACAAUGACAAACGCCGGAGCAACAAAUGCUUCUACAACAACAGCAGCGCAGCAAACAGCAGCACCGUUAUCAACUUCAUCGCUAACGUCACCGCUGAAAACGACAACAACAACGUCCUCAAUGUUGUCCAAAUCAAAUACAGGCAAUCUAGUUGCUAAUGCAUUUUUAAUGGAAAAUCUUAAUAAUAUGCUACAACCUUCAACAACACUAAUGCCAACACAUCCACCACCACCCUAUCAUAUUAAUCCCCAUUCUCUAGCUCCUGCAGCUGCUAAGGAUUCCACCAAAAAUCCUCUUUGCCUAUUUAUAUGCAACACAAUAAUUUUGUAGAAACCACAACAAAAACCAACAACAUGUCCGAAAAAUUAUUAAAUGAUAAAAAUAGAUCACCUCCGUCACCACCCACUCUAUCACCGCUCGAUACUGGAGCUUUUGGACCGGCAUUGAAUGAACCCCAAAAACCCCGUUGGUUGUCAUCGCUACACAGUGUUAUUUUUAUUAUAACUUGUGCUUUGGCCGUCUUUAUUGUUUUUCGUAAUGUCCUUACUUGGCAUUUACAAAGUUUCUGGGGAGCCUCUGGAGAUUUUUGGCAGGCACAAUGGGAUAAAUUUAUUGAUAUAACAGGCGAUGAUCCUUUGGUCUUUUGGGUAAUUGGCACUAAUAUCUUUACUAUGCUUGUAUACUGGCUGGUGGGUGGUAUCUACACUUUUAUGGAUCUAACUAAUCGACCAGCAUUUUUACGUAAAUAUAAACAACCGGGUACAAAUGAACCAGUAGAAAGAGCACGUCUACUAAAAGUAAUCUCGAAAGUAAUUAGCAAUCAAAUUUUCAUCGGUGUACCCAUAUCAUUUCUCUCCUAUAAAUUGAUGAAAUUACGAGGUCUAAGUUCAAUACGAGAAUUGCCGACAUUUCAUUGGGUGUGUGUCGAAUUGACUGUGUGUAUUUUAAUGGAAGAAUUGGGAUUCUAUUACUCACAUCGUUUGCUGCACAAUAAAAUUUAUAAAUUUAUACACAAACAACAUCAUGAGUGGACUGCUCCGAUUGCUGUCACCGCUUUGUAUUGUCAUCCCAUUGAACAUUUUAGUAAUUUAUUUCCACCAUUUUUGGGAGUUUUCCUAAUGGGCAGUCAUGUGGCGACCGCCUGGCUCUGGUUUGCCUUGGCCAUACUCUCAACGUUAAAUGCUCACUCGGGUUAUCAUUUGCCCUUCUUUCCAAGUCCAGAGGCCCAUGAUUUUCAUCAUUUGAAAUUCAAUAAUUUUGGUGUCUUGGGUGUUUUGGAUCGUCUGCAUGGUACUGAUACUUUAUGAGCUACUAAAUCCUAUGCUCGUCAUCUUAUGAUGUUAAGUUUUGUACCACCGCGAGAUGCUUUUCCCGAUUCCACUAUGAAGUGAAUAAAUUACAUGGAAUGGAAUAGGGUAUUAAAGGAUCCAAUAAAAUACAACCUUAAUUUAAGAAAGGGUCGCAAAGAAAAGCUUUAAAAUUUGUAAUAAUUACAGUUCUAAAUAAAACAUAAAAUUUAUUGUAGUAGUAAUCAAAAGUUUUCUAGCAAGACUUUUUAUAAAUGCAAAAUAUUCACGAAUGAUUUUAUCACAAAAAAGUUAUAUAAGAUAUACCAAAAAAGUGUAAUUGUGUGUAUUAGAAAAUAGAUAAGUAUUUGAUAGUUUUAAUUUAAUUGUAUGUAGGUGUAAUAAUGAUAAAUAAUAAAAUAAUAUUUUAUAUGUAAUUAGUAUAUACAAGGAUAAUAAUAAAUCAUAUUCAUAUUGUAUGUACAAGUUAUGAACACAAACAAAACGGAAUAUAAAAUAAAAUAUUUUAAUUUCUUAUUA